AUGUACAUUCCCAAUUCCAAGUGGACAUGGCUGUUCGUUGUCAUUGUCGUCAUCCAGGCGGCUGUGAUUCUCGGUCUUGAAUCAUAUGUUUUUGCCGAUUUCCAGAUCCAUCUCCAGACCGUCAAAGCCGUCGACAGUAAGAGCUCAACAAAAACCAUUCCAACCUUCCUUUCGCUCUAUAUCUUUGGAUUUGUUUACGAACUAGUACUUGCCUACGACGCUUUGCGGCUCAAGAACACUAUUCAAAUUAUUGGACUCUGUAUCUGCAACGUUGGAUUGCUGAUCUACGGUGCAGUGCAGAUUGAGCAGAUCCAAGAAGCCGUCGACCUCUUGGACGGAAUCGGUGCUUUGGACAAUGAUCUCUGGGACCAGACUAAGCCUAUUCUCAUUGCCAUUCCCUGCAUUCUCGGCUUAACUUCUGUCUUGAUGAUUGGCGUGGCAUGGAAAUUGUACGACGAAUUUGCAUGGACUAUCUACAAACAUAUUAGCGCCGACCUGCGUAUGAAACGUCGGUAUCUGACGUAUCAGAUCUACAUUGCCUUGUUGAAGUUUGAUUUCUUCUUCUUCCUGGGCUUUACCGUGCAGUUUGUCGUGGUUGUUACCGGAAGAACCAAUACCGAGUUUGCCUUGACUAUCGCUGCCAUUCCGGUCACCAUCAUCAUUCUUGUCUUUGCCGCAUACUUUACACGGCGCGAGAGUACUGCCGGCAUGUGUGCCGUUAUUGUUCUAUAUAUCGGCGGCUUGGCAUACUUCCUCUUCAAGCUUGUGCGCAUGUAUCAACCAUCGAGGGAAGCCGAAUAUACCUCGGCGCGACGAUCACUGACGUUCUUUGCUGUCAUUACCCUGCUCCUCAUUGUGUCGACGAUCGUCAAUGCCAUCAUAUGCACGAUCAACUUCCACAAGGGGCUGAAGCCGCACAUUUGGAAGCCACGCAAGAGCAAUGACGAGGAAAAGUCCACCGAAAUGGGCCCACAAACGCCCGGUGAUGAUAACCCAUCACGGAUGAUGAUCGAUUAA
This is a messenger RNA of Talaromyces rugulosus, 1017 nucleotides long. RefSeq lists its product as uncharacterized. The transcript is spliced from 4 exons. NCBI's taxonomy places the organism in Eukaryota, Fungi, Ascomycota, Eurotiomycetes, Eurotiales, Trichocomaceae. The coding region runs from base 1 to 1017 and encodes 338 amino acids. The record is from RefSeq and is a predicted model, not a curated record. Gene Ontology annotation, cellular component: Golgi apparatus.